GAAGGCAGCAGGGGGGCAGCCCUCCACCCAUCACACCGUUUUUUGGUGCAAACUAGCGAACACCACAUGCAUUAUUCGUGCAAAUUAAAUUUUUGCAAAGUUAUACCUCUAGAAACCUUUUACUGAAAUAUUGCAUAUAAAUUUACUUCGCAGGAGCAAGCAAGAUACCAAAACAGUGCUACGCCAAGGACAGCAGCAUCUCCUCCAAGUGCCACUACCCCACCUCAUUCCCUGCCAGAGCCUACACCACCAUGCCUGGCCAGUUCAGAACCCCCAGUGACCCUCCUGUGUCCGGCCUCCUCUCUUUCCCCUCCUCCUGGAGCUCUGGCCACCUGCAGCCCCUACGUUUCCGAGCCCGAACUGAAUCCAUGGACUGGCGGCGCCUCUCUGCCCUGGAUGUGGAUCACGUGGCCAGGGAGAUGGACGUGGUCGUACUGCAGGAGUACAUAUCUGCUGUCACCUUCUGUGAUGUCACAGGUGAGAGGUGUCCCUACUGCCGUAGCCCUGCUGACCCGGCCCUUGUCAACCUACUACGUAUGUCCCAGCUCAGCACAGAGUACCUGCUGCACUGUCAGGACUACCUGAGCUCCCAGGUGUCUGGGCUAGAGGACCGUCUACAGGGGGUCCUCUCUAAGGCAGACCGAGAGGGAGAGGAGAGGGCCAGGCUGGACUCUGAGCUACAGGCCACUAAACAGGAGAGCAAACUCAGGAAGAAGAUGCUAGCCACACAGCAGCUUCUACUACAGGCUAGCUUCAACAACUACCACAAGUGCCAAUGCUGUGAGAAGUCCUUCAUCAACUAUUCCUACUUACAAGCCCACCUACAGCGCAGGCACCCGGAGCUGACAGACACAGAGCGGCAGAAGAAGAGGCAGGUGGAACAGAUGGAGGAUGGGAUAGAGGAGCUGAGAGAGAGGCUGAAACUGUCCCAGACUAGACUGGACGUAGAGAGGGAAGCAGAGGCCCUUAGGAAACAGCAGGAGCUGGAAGAUCAGCGAAGGAAAGAGACCUCGGAGAGAGAGAAGAUGGAGAGCUGGAAAGAGGAGGAGAGGAAGAAGUUUCAUGAGGAAAUGAGGGACCUGAAGCAGCUGUUCCUGCAGGAGUUCAGAGAUAUGGCCAGCAGGAGCUCCUCCAUCGAGGCUAAACUACAGGAGCUCCAGACCAGAGAAGAAGUGACUGUUUCUAACCUGGGCUCCUAUCAAGAGGAGGAGGAGCUGCAGCAGAGAGAAGAGGCAGAGAAGAGGAUGAUGAUGAUGAAGAAGAAGAUGUCUGAGCAGAAGCGUGAGUGGAACAAACGGUUUAAAGAGAGCCAGAACAGGCACGUGUUGGAGAGAGACGAGCUUCAGAGUGAGAAUGAUAGGUUGCAGCUGGCCCUGUCUGUAGAACACAGGUCAGACCGACACAAGCUAGAACAACAGGUCACUACCCUGUCUGCCAGGGUCCAACAGAAAGACCGGCUCAUCAGGUCUCAGGAGGAUAAGAUCAACAAGAUGUCUAGAAGAACAGUGGCAGAUACUCCCAUCAAACAAACGUUCCAACACUCCACGGAAGAGGAGGAGGAAGAAGAGGAGGAGGAAGAAGAGGAGGAGGAAGAAGAGGAAGAAAAUCUGGAGGAUUCUGGUGAGACCAGGAGUAGACUGUUGGAGUCCCUCCGGAGGAACCCCGCCUUGGUGAAGGAGUUCAGACCCAUACUAGAGGAAACGCUGGAGGAGAGGCUGGAGAAGAUGGGUCUCAGAAAGGGAACCAAGGGUAUAUCCAAGAAGACCUUUAAGAGCCUGAGCACGUUGGUAUCUGGUCAGCGACAUCAGAUGUCCAGACAGAAAGCAGACCUCCUGGAGCUCAGGGAGAGCCUGGCCAGAGAGCUGACGCGCAGAGUGCACGCCCUGCAGAGGAGCCAGGGGAUCACCGUACCUAAUUUACCCAGACAGGUUACCAUACCCAGUACCACCCCUCAGUCCCACAAGAAGAGGAGUCCUAGCCGGGAGAAGAGUCCAAAAAGCAGACAGACACCAGUGAAGGUGAAGGUCUCCUUGAGGAAAAAGAAGGCUCCACGACCUCAACAGACACCAAGCACUCAUAGAAAAAAGAACAGCACCCCUCCCUUCAGUUCUGAGGAUGAGGCGUCAGGAGAAGACAUUCCGUCUGUCACCAGCCCUGACAGUAGAUCUGGUGUCUCUGUCACCAGCCCUGGCAGUGGGUAUGGCCCCUCUGUGAGGGUGGUGCGGUCUGGAUCCAGCUCAAGGCAGAAGUACCCCAUGUCUGGUUCUACCCAGGGAGAGGACUGGUCUGGGACAGACACAGAGCUCUCAGAAGGGCCUACAAGUCUAACAGCCCACCGUGGAGCACAAAAUCAGACUGUUAAAACCCUGACCAGAAGCUUGGAGAGACAGUUGAGUUCUCCAAUGAACAAGCCAGUAGGAGGAACCCGAGUGGUGAUGCCACCAGUAGCAGCCAAGGUCUUACCCAAACCCAAACCCAGGACAGCGUUAAAAACCCUACAGUUAUCGGACGAAGAAAGCGACCUAGAACUGUCUUCCAUUGAGGAGCUCCUGUCCCUGCCGGUAGGGGGCCAGUCUCAGUCCCUAGGGGGGCGAGGGAGCACCGAGGUGGGCCUGGGAGGAACUUCAGGAACCAGCGUGUGGAGCUCCUCAACCAGCAGAGCAGGAGGGCUUUAAUGCACUUUUCCUGUUUUUUACAUUUAGUUAGUGCUAUGUAUCCUUUAUUUAUCCAGAUGAGUGCCUUUUUUGAGAUGGAAAUCUAUUUUUCAAUGGGCGUAUGUGAUAUAUGAAUGACUAUUUUCCAAGUUUUAAAACAAUUAGCAGAAGAUGCAUUCCAACGUGAUGAGGAGCUGGCAUGUAAUACCAGUUAUAAAACAAUUACAGAAUCAAAUAACCUUUAGGUUUUAUUCCCCAAAAAAAUCCAGAAUCAAGCUAUACUCAGCAAAAAAUAGAAACGCAACAUGUAAAGUGUUGGUCCAAUGUGUCAUGAGCUGAAAUAAAAGAUGACAGAAAUGUUCCAUAUGCGCAAUAAAAAGCAUAUUUCUCAAAAAAAAGUGUAUUUCUAUCAAAUUUUUGGCACUAAUUUAUUUAUCCCUGUUAGCGAGCAUUUCUCCUUUGCCAAGAUAAUCUAUCCACCUGACAGGUGUGGCAUAUCAAGAAGCUGAUGAAACAGUAUGAUCAUUACACAGGUGCACCUUGGU
Oncorhynchus mykiss (rainbow trout) is the source of this 3199-nucleotide messenger RNA. RefSeq names its product DAZ interacting zinc finger protein 1 like (gene dzip1l). Gene Ontology annotation, biological process: cilium assembly. Gene Ontology annotation, cellular component: ciliary basal body; cytoplasm. Lineage: Eukaryota; Metazoa; Chordata; Actinopteri; Salmoniformes; Salmonidae. The record is from RefSeq and is a predicted model, not a curated record.